This is a messenger RNA of Zalophus californianus (California sea lion), 2491 nucleotides long. RefSeq names its product somatostatin receptor 5 (gene SSTR5). Lineage: Eukaryota; Metazoa; Chordata; Mammalia; Carnivora; Otariidae. Bases 92 to 1189 code for a protein of 365 amino acids. Gene Ontology annotation, cellular component: membrane; neuron projection. Gene Ontology annotation, molecular function: somatostatin receptor activity; neuropeptide binding. The transcript has 2 exons. Gene Ontology annotation, biological process: neuropeptide signaling pathway; regulation of insulin secretion; cellular response to glucocorticoid stimulus. The record is from RefSeq and is a predicted model, not a curated record.
CCGGAGCGAGCGCAGCGCCGGCACUUGGCUCCCGCCGCCGGAGAGGACGCGUCGUGCUCGCGCUCGCCCUGCCCGGCCCACAGUGGCCGCGAUGGAGCCUCUGUUCCCGGCCCCCACGCUAGCCAGCUGGAACACGUCCUCAGUGGCCGCCGGCACAGGCGGUGGGAACGGGACGCUGGCAGGGCUGGCGCCCUCACCGGGGGCCCGAGCGGUGGUGGUGCCCGUGCUGUACCUGCUGGUGUGCGCGGUGGGGCUGGGUGGCAAUGCCCUGGUCAUCUACGUGGUGCUGCGCCACGCCAAGAUGAAAACGGUCACCAACAUCUACAUCCUCAACCUGGCCGUGGCCGACGUGCUGCUCAUGCUGGGGCUGCCCUUCCUGGCCACGCAGAACGCCGUCUCCUAUUGGCCCUUCGGCCCCGUCCUGUGCCGCCUGGUCAUGACGCUGGACGGCAUCAACCAGUUCACCAGCAUCUUCUGCCUGACCGUCAUGAGUGUGGACCGCUACCUGGCCGUCGUGCACCCCAUCCGCUCCACCCACUGGCGCCGCCCCAGGGUGGCCAAGCUGGCCAGUGCCGCGGUCUGGGCCUUCUCACUGCUCAUGUCCCUGCCGCUGGUGGUCUUUGCAGACAUCCAGGAGGGCUGGAACACCUGCAACCUCAGCUGGCCGGAGCCCGUGGGCCUGUGGGGUGCCGUGUUCAUCAUCUACACGUCUGUGCUAGGCUUCUUUGGGCCGCUGCUGGUCAUCUGUCUGUGCUACCUGCUCAUUGUGGUCAAGGUGAAGGCAUCGGGCGUGCGGGUGGGUGCCACGCGGCGGCGCUCAGAGCGCAAGGUGACCCGCAUGGUGGUGGUGGUGGUGGUGGUGUUCGUGGGCUGCUGGCUGCCCUUCUUCAUCGUCAACAUCGUCAACCUGGCCUUUGUCCUGCCCGAGGAGCCGGCCUCCGCCGGUGCCUACUUCUUCGUGGUCAUCCUGUCCUAUGCCAACAGCUGUGCCAACCCCGUGCUCUACGGCUUCCUCUCCGACAACUUCCGUCAGAGCUUCCGGAAGGUUCUGUGCCUCCGCAAGGGCUACGGUGCCGAGGACGCAGAUGCCACGGAGCCACAGCCCGACAAGAGCAGCCGGCCGCAGGAGGCCACACUGCCCGUGCGCAGCCCCGAGGCCAACGGGCUCAUGCAGACCAGCCGGCUGUGAGGGCUGCAGGCGUGGGGGGCUCCUGGUGGCGUCUGGAUUCCCUGCCAGGUGGAGCCUCCCCCCAACAUUCCGGCGCCUGCUGAGGUGCCCCCUGCAAUGGCCGGGAUGCUCCACACGGUGUGAGGACCAGCGGUCCUGGGCAAGGCCGUGGGUGGUCCUGCAGUGAGGCUCAGGGAUGCGAGGGAGUGGGUGGGAGAGGCUGGGUGUCCCGGGCAGUGCUCGGGGCAUCUUGACCUUCUUAUCCUGCCCCUGGCCUGUGCCAGCCUGCCAGGCCAGGGAGUGACCACCGGUGUGAGCUGGGGACUGCUUGCCUCCGCCCUCCGGCCCCCCGUGCCUCCUCACAUCAACCCUGCAUCACCUGGCCGAGUCAAGUGUGAGUCUGUGAAAUUAAAGACACCUGGAUGCACUGGGCUCCCCAGCACCUGCAACUGUUGACUCUGGGGGGUGGCAGAUAAAGGGGGCACAGCGGUGCACAGCCCGCAGACCAGCAAGGGCAGGCUGGGACCCCAGAGGGGACGUGUGGGACUGCAGAGCUCCGUUGCCGUGGAGGCUCCCCCCGCGGCCUGCUGCCCACAGUCACGUUGGUUGCCUGCUGCCCCACCCCCUGCCCCUGGCUGCCCACAGUCACGGUUGGUUCCAUGGUGGGAGGGCGUUGGGGGAGCAGCUAGCAAGGUGGCUGAAUUGGGGGUGCAGAGUCGGACCUCCGGGCUCCUGGGUCCCUAGGGUGUGGGGAGGCCGUCCCGGGGAGGGGCGGGCACCCACAGCCAUCUGCUUUGUCAGGGGCUCUGGCCUGAGAGGGCGGGGGACAAGAGCAGACGAGGAGGCCUGCCAUGAUAGCGGCGGCGGGGAGCGGCUCCCAACACAAGCAGCAGUCACUCGGAGGGAGCACUGUGUGGGUGGAAAUGCCAGCAAAUGCCAGCAAAUGCCGGGCCCCUGAGGAAUUCUGCGGUGCCCAGACCAGAGUGGUCUCGGCCACACCCAGGAGCACCACCCCUCCCACCGCCCCUGGCCCGAGACUUGCUGGGGUCCCAUGUGCCUUGGGCCUCUGUCCAAGGCUGGAAGGAGAAGGACCAGAAUGUGGGGGCUGACUCAGCCUAUGUGCCCCUCCCCCCCUCGUCUAGACAGCCAUGCCUGGUGCCACCCUGGCUCGCGCUCUGUGGGUCUGCCUGGAGCAAGACCUCCAACCCGCAGCAAGGGACAGGGAGCAGGUGCAUGCCAGGCAGGGGAAAGGCCUGGUCAGCACAGCCUGGGCCUGCACCGACCCUGGACAGAGGCCAAGGCCUGGAAACAUGAGAGCGUAAC